AGCUCUCCGCGCUGAAAUCCUAGGAAGAAAUCGACGGACAGACAGACAAGAGGAGGAAUGGUUGAAAGGCGUAGAAGUAAUCCUUGAAUGAGGGUCUCGGGUCCGGGACCCAACCAACGGGACGUCGUGCUGUUUGGAAUCGAUCGUCCUUCCUACGCACGCCUUCGCAUUUUCCAGGCGCCGGCGUCCGAUCAACCGACGUCGCGGAAUCUUCCAUCCAUCCGCACACACAGACACACACACAUUUACAACAGCUGGAAAACGACCGUCGUCAGAUACCUUCGGUCCUCCUGAAAAUCACCUAUCACAAGAAAACGGGACGAUAGAGCGAACAAAUUUGCCAUCGCCCCGAAGAAGGGUCCGCACCUCGAGGAAGCAAGUGACAAUCUAGUGAUUUGAUUUUAUUUUCAACAAAACAAACGAAACAGUGACAGAAGACCUUUCACGAAUCGUAGAUCCGGCUGCGAUGCUUUGAACCGAGCGGACUCAAAUAGCAGGCCAUGCUCUGGCCUAGCGCCAUACUGCGCUGCGCGUUGCUGCUCUUUGCGGCAACAGUGGGACCUCCUGGAGCCCGGGCUGAAGGAUAUGUAGGGUGUUUGUUCAGCGAUCGACUUUGCCUGGAGGACGUCGAGUUUUGUUUCGAUGAUUUUGCGUUCGGCAGGUGCCUUCAAACCACAGGACAACCAGAUGAAGAUGACUUCUUCAGGUUUGAUUUGGAUAAAGAAGCUUUGCAUGAUUUGAGCCACGAGCUUAAACGUCUUUUCGCCUUGGGUUAUCGAUGGAGCCACUCCUAUACACAAUGCCGUCUCCAGGGUAUGCUGUUCGCGUACAAAAACGAUCUAUCGCAGGAUGUGAACGCCUGCUCUCAUCUGUCGGACCAGGAUCUGGAGGGAGCUUUGAAGGCUUUGGAAGGCGAGGUGCACAUCGAUCCAAGGGAUGUGGCCAUCGUCAAGUUCACCCCCAGCGCAGACGACCCCCGCAGCGACUUUGCCGACGAAGUGUACUAUCCACCCGUAGAAGACGACCGCGCCAUAGCCAGGAAGAUAAUCCUUCCUUCCAAUGCGAUCGAUCUGGAUGACAUGCCGGAUCCUUAUGCCGAUUACAUCGUCAAGCGCACUUGGAUCCCGCAGAUGCGUCGCAGAUCUCCUCCUCCACCUCCACCGCCGUCACCGUACGAGAAUCCUGAAAUCUUGGACAAGCUGGUAUCCGAAAAUCGAAUCACUUCGAACGACGUUUACGCGCUGAAUGAUUACCUGCAAAGGGCUCCACUGAGCCCUGAGAAUUACGAGGAAAUCUUGGCUUUGCUGUACGGCAGGAUGAAGCCUGAAACCAACUAUCCGGAACGCAUCAUCUACAAUUCGCCAGAAAACUUCCGGACCACCUGGGAGCCCCGAAGAAAAGUUAACGAGCAGCAAGAUUUGGGUUCAUGGGGUCGCAUCGAAGACUAUCCGGAUGAUGUUAUGGCAUCUGAAGGUUGGGAGUCUGAAAUACCGGAAUCGCGUGUUUACUUUGAUGAGGACGAGGAGGCAGAGGAGUACGGAAGCGGUGCGCACAACGAGGAGGUUUUCAGGGAGUUGAAGAACUUGCAGCCGCGACAGGAAAUCUUCCGCGAGCUCAAGCAGAUGAAUCGACCCAUCGAAACGGUGAAUGGUGGCGGCAUUUUCACCGAAGGCGGUAUGGUAUAUUUACCAUCGUCUAAAGGUACCAAAGAACCCAUCAGCAACUAUCGAUCAGCUUCUAACGACUUCUUUAAAGAUAUGAAAAGCGACCCGAGGAGUGUUCUCAAGAACAAUUUAGAUGAGCUCCUGCAGGAGUACGAUCUGGGAUUCAAGAGGCCGGAGAGGUUGGACGUGAAGAAACCCGGUCCGCCUUUCGAUACUCAAAUGAAAGACAUCUUUCUUCCAUCCAUGAUGAAGAAAGAACCACGAGGCGCUCAUCCGAACCGCAUGCACGAAAUCUACGACGUCGACACCGAUUACGUUUACGUGGCCAUCAAGGAUACAUUGCGAAGCUGGAGGCAGGGGGAUGCCGUCAUUCGAAACAUCUCUUCUCUACUCAAUCUUAAUUGGAAUGUCUUAUCUCACGGCAGGGUGGAUCGCAACGAAGUUACUUUUAAAGUUAAUCCGAAUCCAAUGAACUUGAACGCAACUGAUGUAGCGACUAAAAUAUGGGAUAUUAAAGAUCAAUUGAAGGCGGCGACAGGUGUCGAGAUCGUUGCGACGGGCGUGGGAGACAAGACGAAGGAGCCUUCUGUGGUUGUUUCUCAUAAGGAAGUUGGUAACGAGUUUUACAUAAUCAUCUUCACUGUGUGCGGAAUUCUGAUUGCGUUGAUUAUCGCUUCCAUCUUGCUGUUGAUUAUUCGCAAGCACGUCAAUUCUAAGGAGAAACUAAAUUCGUUGGCGAGGCCGGAUAGCGAGGCCAGCAAAGAUUACCAGGAUUUAUGUAGGGCGAGGAUGUCCACUAAAGGGACGACACCGGCGGAAACUGUGCACGGAAGGAUCACUUCAUUAUCUCGGGAGUCCGAGCAGAGUCCUUCGAGUAGAUCGAGCACGUCUUCGUGGAGCGAAGAACCGGCAUUGCAUAACAUGGAUAUAUCCACUGGUCAUAUGGUUUUGAGCUACAUGGAGGAUCAUCUCAAGAAUAAGGAUCGAUUGGAGCAGGAGUGGGUCGCGCUUUGCGCUUACGUGGCCGAACCGUGUGAAUCAUCCGUUGCUUUGAAGAAGGAGAACGUAGAGAAGAACAGAUACAUGGAGGUGAUGCCUUACGACCAUGCAAGGGUGGUUUUGAACGAUCUGACCAAUCUCACUGGAUCUGAUUUUAUCAACGCUUCGAGUAUCACCGAUCACGAUCCCAGGAAUCCCGCUUAUAUAGCAGCACAAGGACCGCUUCCACAGACCGCACCGGACUUUUGGCAAUUGAUAUGGGAACAAGGAGCAGUUGUCAUCGUCAUGUUGACCCGUCUAACUGAAGGAGGAACGGCUAUGUGCCAUAGAUACUGGCCAGAGGAAGGAUCUGAGGUCUACCACAUCUACGAAGUCCACUUGGUCAGCGAGCACAUCUGGUGCGAUGACUACUUGGUCAGAUCAUUCUAUUUGAAGAACGUCCGCACAGGAGAGACCCGCACUGUGACCCAGUUCCAUUUCUUGUCCUGGCCAGAAACCGGUGUACCGGCAUCAACGAAAGCUCUUUUGGAAUUCCGCAGGAAAGUGAACAAAUCGUACCGCGGUCGCUCCUGCCCGAUUGUCGUCCACUGCAGCGAUGGAGCAGGAAGAACCGGAACUUAUUGUCUCAUCGAUAUGGUUCUAAGCAGGAUGGCCAAAGGAGCCAAGGAGAUUGAUAUAGCAGCUACGCUCGAACAUCUGAGGGAUCAGAGGUCUCGCAUGGUCGCAACCAAGCAGCAGUUUGAGUUCGUUUUGACCGCCGUAGCCGAAGAAGUCCACGCUAUUCUAAAGGCUCUACCGCCGCAGCCAACACAAGAAACCAAAGAAAAGUAAAAACUGACACAUUAAUAGACUUCCUCAUCAGUCCAGCCCUGAUGCGGAAGCCGAGAAACGCAUAUUAAGAUAAAAAAAUAUUUAGUUGACCUGACUUUCGUUUCCACCACUUUCAAUAUCAUGCAUCAUAUCUUUGAGAUCUAUCGUAGACGGCUUGUACCUUAGCUUUCGGGAUACUAAGUAAAAUCUAUAAAAAAAUAUAUAAAUAUACGAUCAGAUCAGUAAAACCCAGAGAAAUAUUUUAAUCCGAAACAAAGAUAAAUAUAUUUAAAAAAAAAUACAUAAAUAUAUAUACAUAUAAUUAUAUCAAUGUUAAAGAAUAUAUAGUAUUAAUAGUAUUAAAGGAGAUUAAAUCGAUACGUUGAUAUGGUAAACCGACAUAAAUGUAAUGCGAUAUAUCUAUAUAUUUUGUGUAUGAAUGUAUUAACACGUAUCUAUAUUUUUUGACUUCUCUAAUUACUUGCAGAUUUUGGUUCGUGAAUCUGUUACCGUGCAUUAUGUUCCGUUGUUUGUUGUUGUUGUCUGUUUGUAUUGUUUACAAAUUUUAUGUUGUUGUUCUUCUUAUGAUCGUGGAUCGCAUCCACUGGAGCCUACUCUAUAUACGCUUAAUAUAUUUUGUUUUUACUUCUAUUAUGGUUCUUCGGCGGUGCUUGCGACUUUGGAAUCCAGCCUCCCAAAAUCGGAAGCACCAGGAAAAGUAUCCGUGUUUUAGGAAGGGAAACAUGAAAUAUCAUAACAAAAAAAAAUAGAACUAUAGUAAAACCGAACACAGGAACAUAAAGAUAUCGACUGAAUUACGUACAAGUUGCUUCAUUUACUUAUACAAUCUAAUAACAAACAAACAAA
Molecule: messenger RNA, 4340 nt
Organism: Nicrophorus vespilloides
Lineage: Eukaryota; Metazoa; Arthropoda; Insecta; Coleoptera; Silphidae
Gene: IA-2
Product: receptor-type tyrosine-protein phosphatase N2
Exons: 11
Coding region: 501-3494 (997 amino acids)
Biological process (GO): protein dephosphorylation
Cellular component (GO): secretory granule
Molecular function (GO): protein tyrosine phosphatase activity
Source: RefSeq, a predicted model, not a curated record